This is a messenger RNA of Aspergillus clavatus NRRL 1, 711 nucleotides long. RefSeq lists its product as uncharacterized. The coding region runs from base 1 to 711 and encodes 236 amino acids. The record is from RefSeq and is a predicted model, not a curated record. NCBI's taxonomy places the organism in Eukaryota, Fungi, Ascomycota, Eurotiomycetes, Eurotiales, Aspergillaceae. The transcript is spliced from 3 exons.
AUGGAAGGGGAGUGCGAGUGUGGCUACUAUGACAAGAAUUUCCCUGGUGGAAGCGUCCUGCGGAAGCUCCAAGGCACCACUUGGGACGUUGGCGACCAUGCCGUCCUCCUCCAAGAGAUUGUGUUGGAACACUAUGACUAUGGCUUCGCCCAACGUAAAGCCAUGUUCGAAGCCGAGCUUGUCGGGGAGAAGAAGCCAGUAUUUGUCACGAUUUGGGUGCAGUCAGACCCCUUCCAGAAAGGGCCAGACCCCAGGAACGAGUUGAAACACCGUGCGCUUGAGCUCUUUCAAUACGAAUGCGACGUCUGGGAAGCCCUCUCGGGUUCAGGCCAUACCCCCGAUUUCUUUGGCGCCGCGGAGUUGGUUCAGGACAGCACGUUCGAGUAUCCUGGAGGAUACCUGCAUCUGAUUGCCCAGGGGCGCUAUCCAUUUGUGGGCUUGGAGGAGGCCUAUGAAUGGCUGUACGAAUCAAACCUUCCAUUCAUCGAAAAGCAGCUGCGUGAUAUGGUGGUGUACGCAACCGACAUUGACGUCUUUGAGGAGACCGAGGUGUACGAUGACCCCCUGAAGGAUAACCAAAGAGCAGUCAUCCGCAUCGACAAAGUGAUGGAGGAGGUCAGAAGAAGAGUUGUAGAGACGCACGGCCCAAUCACCGUGGAACCAGAGGAUGCCGAGUUCUUCGACUACGACUGGAAGCCGACUGGAUGCUGA